Molecule: messenger RNA, 3054 nt
Organism: Eubalaena glacialis (North Atlantic right whale)
Lineage: Eukaryota; Metazoa; Chordata; Mammalia; Artiodactyla; Balaenidae
Product: zinc finger protein 530-like
Exons: 4
Coding region: 146-2359 (737 amino acids)
Biological process (GO): regulation of DNA-templated transcription
Molecular function (GO): DNA-binding transcription factor activity, RNA polymerase II-specific; RNA polymerase II cis-regulatory region sequence-specific DNA binding
Source: RefSeq, a predicted model, not a curated record
UUCGCUCGGUUUUAGGUUCCGCAGCUGUUAGUCGAGACCGAGAAGGUCGGAGAGGAGACGCUGUCCGCGCCAGGCCUGGGAUAGGGUCCACUGUGCCCGCGUCCCCCCCUCCUCUCCCGCCGUUCCCCGCCCCGUCCACAGUCCGAUGGCGGCGGCGGCGCUGAGGAACUCGCCUCAGGCCUGUGUGACCUUUGAAGACGUGGCCAUUUACUUCUCCCAGGAGGAGUGGGGGCUCCUUGAUGAGGCACAGAGGUUCCUGUACCAUGAUGUGAUGCUGGAGAACUUUGCACUUACAACAUCCCUGGAUUGUCAGUGUGGAGCAGAGGAUGAGGAGAUCCCUUCUGAGCAGAGUGUUUCUGGAGGAGAAUCACAGGUCAGGACUUCUCAGUCAGUUCCAUCGACCCAGAAGACUCAUCCCUGUGAGAAGUGUGUCUCAGUCUUGAAAGACAUUUUGCAGCUGACUGAGCUCCAGUCAGCAUAUCUUGGGCAGAAACCAUACUUUGGUGGGGGGUCCAGCGGCUUCUGGUUGAAUGCAAGCCUUCACCAGUAUCAGGAGCAUGGCAAUGGAGAGAAAAACUUUAAAAUGGACGUGGACAGGGCCUCGAUUGUGACGAGCUGCAGACUGCAUGUGUCAGGGAAGCCCUUCCCCUGUGGGGAGGAUGGAAAAGACUUCCUAGCUACCUUGGGCCUUCAUCAGCACCAGGCCGCUCCCAACAGUGAGAAGCCACACAGCAGCAUUGAGUCUGGGGAGGCCUUAAACAAUGGAAAAAGUCAUAACAAGUGGAUUGAAUGCAGGGAAGUUUUUGGCAACACUCAUAUACUUCACCACCAGAGAGUCUGCGCUGGAGAAAGUCUUGAUGAGUGUAGCAAAUGCAAAUACAGAUUUGUUCAGCACCAACAAAUUCACGUUGGAGAAAGGCCUUAUGAGUGUAGUGAAUGUGGGAAAUUCUUUAGCCGUAAAACCCACCUCAUUCGACACUGGAGGGUUCACACAGGAGCAAAGCCUUAUGAGUGCAGUGAAUGUGGGAGGUCUUUUAGCCAGAAAUCUGACCUCAUUCAACACCAAAGAGUUCACACUGGAGAAAGGCCUUAUGAGUGCAGUGAAUGUGGGAAAUCUUUUAUCCAGAAAUCCAUCCUCAUUAAACACCAGAGAGUUCACACUAAUGAAAGGCCUUAUAAAUGCGAUGAAUGUGGGAAAUCGUUUAGCCAAAGUUCUGGCCUCCUUCGACACAAGAGAGCUCACACAAGAGCAAGGCCUUAUGAGUGCAGUGAAUGUGGGAAAGCCUUUAACUGUAAAACCCACCUCGUUCGACACUGGAGAGCUCACACAGGAGUUAGGCCUUAUGAGUGCAGCGAAUGUGGAAAAUCUUUUAGUGAGAAAUCUGUCCUCAUUCAACACCAAAGAGUUCACACUGGAGAAAAGCCUUAUGAGUGCAGUGGAUGUGGGAAAGCCUUUAGCCAGAAAUCUGUCCUCAUUCAGCACCAGAGAGUUCACACAGGAGAAAGGCCUUAUGAGUGCAGUGAAUGUGGGAAAUCCUUUAGCCGCAAAACGCACCUCAUUCGACACCGGACGGUGCACACUGGAGCAAGACUUUUUGAUUGCAGUGAAUGUGGGAGAUCCUUUACUCAGAGCUCUGCCUUCUGCCGCAAACGUACACUUGUUCAGCACCAAAGAAUUCACUCUGGAGGACUGUAUGAGUGCAGUGAAUGUGGGAAAACCUUCACUUACAAGCACACAUUUCUUCGGCACAAGACGCUUCAUACUGGAGAAAGGCCUUUUGAAUGCAGUGAAUGUGGGAAGGCCUUCAGGUUCAAAUAUAAACUUGUUCAGCACCAGCGUAUUCACACUGGAGAAAGGCCUUAUGAGUGUGCCGAAUGUGGGAAAGCUUUUGGGUGCAAAUCCAAACUUGUUCGGCACCAGAGAAUUCACACUGGAGCAAGGCCUUAUGAGUGUACUGAAUGUGGCAGAUUCUUUAGACAAAGCUCCAGCCUUGUUCAGCACCAGAGAAUUCACACAGGAGCAAGGCCUUAUGAAUGUGGUGAAUGUGAGAAAUCUUUUAGCCAAAGCUCCAGCCUCAUUCAGCACCGCAGAAUUCACACUGGAGAAAGGCCAUAUGAAUGCAGUGAAUGUGGGAAAUCCUUUAGCCAAAGCUCCAGCCUCAUUCAACACCGAAGAGUUCAUACAGGAGCAAGGCCUUAUGAGUGCAGGGAAUGUGGGAAAUCCUUUAGCCAAAGCUUCAGCCUCAUUCUACAUCGGAGAAUUCACACUGGAGAAAGACCUUAUGAAUGUGGUGAAUGUGGAAAAUCUUUUAGCCAAAACUACAGCCUCAUUCAGCACCAUAAACUUCACACUAGAUAAAGGCCUCAAGAGUACAGCCAACAUGAGAAAGCCUUCAGUUAACAGUCUGCUCUGAUUCAACACCAAAAUCUCACAACUCAGAUCUAAGUUUUAGGAAUUCAGCUAAUGUGGAAAAAAUACCUUCUGCGUGAGGAAAUCUACAUAAGAUAAUGGCCUUAGACCUUCAGGGAAUGUGCUAUCUCUUUGCUCAGUUUGAUAGCACUAGAGAGCCUCUAUGAGGAGCCAUCUGCCAUGAGUUCCAGGUAUGUGAGAAAUUUUCAGGAGUGGCAUUUCAUAUUUUACCUGCUCAGGAACCUUGCCAUAAUUAAGUCACUGCCAGGUUCUGUGGCAGAAGUCAACUCGCCUCUACCAUCUGGCAGGUCCUCAUAGUGUGCAUCAGUCACCACAGCAUGCUCAGAGAAGACAGAUGUUUGUGCUCUCUCUCCCAUUCUCUAGAGGAAAUCAUAGUCCAAGCCCCUAGGGAGUUCCCAUUCCCUUCUCUCUAACUAGUUAUGGCACGGACCUGACCCAGUUUGGGCCCAAAGGACCCAGUCUGGGAACUGCUGGUGGCUUGUAAAGUUUUCCUUCUUCAUGGCGUUGUUGGUCUUAGGUGAUACUUUUGAAGCAUUUUCUAUCCUCCAAGUCGCCAACCUGGGAACGAUCUGCUGCAUAUUGCUCUGAUUUGUAUAAUAAUAAAAAUCUUAUUGUUUAAGUCA